Molecule: messenger RNA, 1569 nt
Organism: Mustela erminea (ermine)
Lineage: Eukaryota; Metazoa; Chordata; Mammalia; Carnivora; Mustelidae
Gene: MAGEB3
Product: MAGE family member B3
Exons: 3
Coding region: 322-1362 (346 amino acids)
Biological process (GO): negative regulation of transcription by RNA polymerase II
Cellular component (GO): nucleus
Source: RefSeq, a predicted model, not a curated record
GUGAGCGUAGCGUUUAUUCCGCGGAGGGUGGGUUCUCAGGACUUCUCAGAAGUCAAGUUUCCAGGAAGUGAGGACAUUUGUCUGUGGGUGAGGCCCCUGGCCCCCGAGGGUAAAUUUUCAGGACUAGCCUGGAGUCAAGGAUUCUCAGAGUACGGGUUGAUCAUAACAGGAGCCCUGUGGUUUCCCAGAGCCGUGCCCUCACAGAAUCCGGCAGAGGCAGCUCCCUGUAGAAGGUGCUCCCGUUCAUCUUUUCUUCUCUCAUGCCCAGAUCACCUCCUGUCCUACCCACACUACUACCUGCUGUCCCUGGCCACAGUCAUCAUGCCUCGGGGACAAACGAGUAAGCUCCACACCAAUGAGAAACGCCACCAAGCCCAAGGUGGGCUCCAGCAUCAGAGCAGUGCUCAGGCCACUGUAGCCAAGGAGAAAGCCUUCCCCUCCUUGGCUCCUCCGACCUUUGGUGUUCUUACUCACAGAAAACCUGCAGCUAGGUCACGUAGCACUCUCAAGGGGUCUCAGAGAGCCCUAUCCACCAAGCCUGCAGGCGUUUCUCCCACAAGAUCAUAUAAAGGAGCCAACCGCAAAACUGAGAAAAAGCCAAGUUCCUCCCAGGCCCCACUCACCAUUGUGCACUCUCAAGGAGACCCUUUAACCAGAGCAACGAGUAUUUUGGUGCAGUUCCUGAUGCAUAUGUACAAAAGGAAAAAGCCCAUCACGAAAGCCAAUAUGCUGAAGAUUGUCAAUAAAAAGUACAAAAAUCGCCUCCUUGAGAUCCUCAGAAGAGCCUCUUUCAGCUUAGAAGUGGUUUUUGGUGUUGACUUAAAGGAAGUCGAUUCUACCAAGCAUUCCUAUAUCCUGGUCAGUAAGAUGGACCUCCCUAACAAUGGGACCAUAAGCCCGGGCAGAGGAUUUCCCAAGACCGGCCUUCUGAUGAAUCUCCUGGGUGUGAUCUUCAUGAAGGGCAACUGUGCCACCGAAGAGAACAUCUGGGAGUUCCUGAAUAAGAUGGGAGUCUUCGCAGGGAAGCGACAUUUCAUAUUUGGGGAACCCAAGAAGCUCAUCACCCAGGAUUUGGUGAAGCUUAAGUACCUGGAGUACCGGCAGGUGCCCAACAGUGAUCCCGCACGCUACGAGUUCCUAUGGGGUCCCAGAGCCCAUGCUGAGACCAGCAAGAUGAAAGUGCUAGAGUUUUGGGCCAAGAUUAAUCAUACUGUCCCCAGUGCCUUCCACUUCUGGUAUGAAGAGGCUCUGCGAGAUGAGGAAGCACGAGUCAAAGCCACGGUUACACAACAGGCCGAGACAGGUGCCACGGCCAGUGAAUGUUCCAGGGAAUGUCUAGCAGCACCUCCCACACCUAAUUAAGUUGAGGCAGGUUCUUCAUAUUGUGGCUGAAGGGAACAGUCAGUGUCCUAAGUAGUAGAGGGCAAGGUGUGACUGAGGGAACACAGUGUAUAAUACCUCCGUGCUCCUGUUCUGUAUGGGUAAUUUGGAGAUUCAUCAGCAUUUUUAUUUUUUGCUCUUCUUCCAAAUGUUACUUCAAAAUGCAGGCUUAUCUAGCAUUAUAAACUA